CAAGUGCUGGAAUAAACAAACCAGAGGAAGGGAAUUUGUUGUUAACUUCCGAAACAUUUUGACCAAGACUUACGGAAAUUUUACGACUUUCCUUUUUCGGGAGUUAAUAUUACAAUCAGCAUAUAUUUGCUAAUCUUUUUAAUUAUCCUUUAUUCUGAUGGAUAAAUCAAUUGAAAUGGACAAAGCAAAGAGAAUCGGCGAAUUUGAAGACGAGGUAGAUAAUCAUGAAACUGGUAAAAUGGGAUUAUUUCGAUGGUUGAAUAGACUAAGAACGCGUCAUCAUCGUUCCCGACAUGCCUUAUUCUGGGUUUUGACCGUUUCCUUUUUGUGUUGUGUUCUUUACUUCAACCACCAAGGCUUGGCCACUCUCAACAAUGCCCAGUACGAGAUAGAAAGUGCGAAUGUUAGGAACAUUCGUCCCGGAGAAGCAGCAGCCAGGGUCCCUAAGGCAAUAGAAGGACCCCCUCCAAAUCCCUUUGAAGAAAAAGAAGAUGAUGAUGAUCUUGAUCUUCGAUCCGACCUCGCACCGGCUACCUUACAUUAUAUUUGGUGUGGUCGAAGAACUUUUGAAUACAAACAUUAUCUGGCGAUUAAAAGCGCCAACCGUGCUGUAAAACCAGACAAGAUUUUCUUUUAUUAUGAAACUUUACCGGAAAUGGACCCCGAGGGCUAUUUUCUAUGGUUCAAUCAAACAUUAUUGGAAAUAGAUCAUUUAUUACCACGCCCGUUGAACUAUUCAUCAUGUCCGCAAAGCGGUGCAGACAGAUAUUUAUUAGUGUUGGAUAUUCUGGAGAAAAAUGGCGGAAUUUACGUUCCGGAGGAUGCAUUAUGGGUAGAUUUCCCAGUACAUCUGCGAACCAACCCAUUGGUAACCGGUGUGACGGCGCGUAAUCCUACAUUAUUCGAGGAUGGUAUCAUCGUCGCUAAGAAAGGUGGCUUCAAAAAGCCCACGAAUCCAGAAGAGCUUUUAGUUGUUCUGAGUUUAGGAAAGCAUGAACACGGUGGGAUCAAACCCUGUGCAUCCCAAGAAGAAUAUGCCCGUGAUGUCACUGGUGACUUUAUCUGUGUAAAAGUGUCCGCUCCAUUAUUUCCCAAAGACAUAUGGGAAGAUAACUCUAGAUUUGGAAUGCUGUCCCGUGUGGUGGCUUAUGGAGUUCCAACUAUUACUGUUAAGCACAAGACCAAGACGUCAAUUCCACGCAUUGCUCAUUUUAUCUGCUUAGACACCUGUGAACUCCGUUUUAUCGCUUACCUGAGCAUGUUAAGUACCGUUUACGUGGCCGGACUACAUAAAGUUUAUCUGCAUGGUGUUCGCGAACCUUCUGGAAAGUGGUGGGCAAAACUUAAAGGAGAUCCGCGGUUCAUUUUUGUGUUCCGCGAAUACCCAGAAGCCAUAUAUGACAAAUCUGUGAUGACGCCACAUUUAGCUAAUGGAAUCAUGAAAAUCGCCAUCUUGUUGAAAUAUGGCGGCAUAUAUCAGGAUCAAAACGUUCUUUGGACACGACAAAUUGAUGACCAUUAUUUCGGAUAUGACGCAAUCGCUUCCCCGGACUGGCAUAUGUACGGAAGUUGGCCUGAUUCUGUUAACCAUGGUGUUAUUCUAUCAAAGCGCAACUCAGAAUAUAUGUUUCGUUUACGCCAAACUCUACAAAAAUAUAAAAACAAUCCAUUUUGGUUUAACGACCAUUUUAUGUCAUAUAAAAUAAUCGAAAAACAUCCAGAAACAAUUUUUCUGGAUAGACAUUUACAAGUUAAAUGCUUGAACCACAACUGUCAUCCAACAUGGCAGCCGCAUUACCGAUCCGGGUUAAUGCAAAAUAAGCCAGGUGCUCCAUUUAACUGGCAAAAUGACACUUUAAGUAUCCAUUGGACGGAUACAUUUCCGGAACUCGAUGCUGAUAUGGUGAAAUAUACGAGCGGAGCCAUAGUGGAAGCUAGUAGAAACAUUUUAUUACGAGCAGGAAUUGAUAUACAGACACUAUGAUUCUUUAAUUUAUUUCUACCAUCUUUAAUUUGUGUUCUGGGUCCAAAUAUAAGUUUGUCUUUUAAAAAUCAACUCCAUUAAAUGAUUCCAAAGACGCACGAUGAAUUCCGAACAUAAUAACAAAAAUUUCUGUGAGUCGGUUUCGCGUAAGCAAAAUGUGUUCAGUUUGCUAAAUGGUUCAAUGUAAUACGGAAAAUCUCCGUUACAAUUUGUUAUUGUUCAGUAAAUUCCGUCUCAGGCCAAUGACAAUUAGAUUCUGUAAGAGUCUUUUAAGUGCCGAAUAUACGCAAAUGACUGGCGAAUUGUUUCUACAGAAAUGGAUAGACCAUCAUAUCAUGUGGUCGGCGUGUCUCUUAGUUAGCUCUCUAUAGAGUAACUUAUUUUCCAGUAAGGGAUACUGGGAUACAGAUACUUGUGAUUUUUUCAUGAUCCGACAACCAAGUAGAGACUGGCUGGAGUGGGUGCGUAGGGUUUCGGCUAGAGCUCGAUGUGUCAUUUCUAAGCCCUAGCGACAGAAAGCCCCAGACGGCUGAAUGGGUGGUUUGAAGGUGAGACUUGUCGAGUUCGUUCCACAAUGAGCUAACCCUCUCAGACAAAACCGUUACUUACCCUAAUGACAUUAUGUGACUAAUUACAAUGAAAACGCGUUCAUUAGCGAGUGUGAAUAUGAAUAAAGUAUAUUGAUAUAGAUCGGUCGCUUUCAUAAAGUGUUCAUUAUUUUUUUUUAUAGCAUUUUACACAUGAUUUAACUGAUAUUCGCUUUAAUUUCAUAAAAACCAUAGAUCGAAUUCCACUAUUUUUUUUAUUCAUUUCAUCUCAAUGCAUUUUAAAGUUUUCCCAUGUGGUCAAGGAGAACAUUGUUUCCAGCGGUUAUAAGAUUGCUUUUUGAAAACGAAAUAGUUUUAUUUUGGUCUUUCCUCCGGCGCCCUGCUGUACCUACCCCAGAUAACACCCUGGCUAUAUCAAUCUAUCUAAUUGGCUUCAGACUAGUAAUUACCACCUCAUUGACUUUAAUGUUAAAUCCCUGCCAUACCUUAUAACAUUAUUGAGCAUUCACAGUUAUCUUGACCAUCUGGAAUGUUUUGGGGAUCUACAGACUCUGGCUUCAUUUCGUAGGUGACUUCCCUAAUACAGACCUGUGUAUUUCUUGAUGCUAGAUCAAGAAGUCAAUGAAAAGCGACAUGCACUGGGGGUGAUUGGCAAAAGAGAGAAAUUGUUAUUAGUAAAUCUUGAAAUGGGUGGAAAUAAUUGCAAGACUUAACCGGGAGUAUUACAGGGAAUUAUCAUGUUUCCUCUCGAUUAUUUUGACCAAUGGAAGGUAUCUGUAGCGAAGAGAAGACCAAAUGAUCCAGGAUCCAUUAUCGAGAUGAUUUUAUAUACGUAUCGUUUUUAUGUUAAAGUAUAUGUUAUUCACACUGGAAAUAUAUUUAUCAAUUUAUAUUUUAUUCGGUUACCAAGUAUACUAUUAUGCAUGUAUGAAAUAUUAAAAGUAUGGCUUCACACUCUACAUUUAUGUGUAGUUUAAUGUUUCGCACGAGACCAUUAAACAACUUAAAAUACAGAUACUAUCUAGCACGUGUAUUUCAAUGAAAUACGUCACGUGGGUCCAAUAUUUCAACUAGUAUAAAUAAUGUACGCUUGGCAAAUUGCCCGUGCCAUUAUCAAAGGAUGACGUCACAUGAAUCUGAUUAAAA
This is a messenger RNA of Patella vulgata (common limpet), 3678 nucleotides long. RefSeq lists its product as uncharacterized. The coding region runs from base 158 to 1984 and encodes 608 amino acids. The record is from RefSeq and is a predicted model, not a curated record. The transcript is spliced from 2 exons. Lineage: Eukaryota; Metazoa; Mollusca; Gastropoda; Patellidae.